CCUGCUGGUGAUGUGAUAAUACUUUGCAUAUAUUACCAAUCAGCAUAUUGUAGAGAAAAGUAAUAGAUUUGUGGACAACAUGUUAUGUAUAUGCUAAUUGUAUUAUAUUAGUGUAUACUGAAGCACAGAGUUGAAACUGUAUAAUCUGUUACAUCUGAAUCAUGAACCACAAAACAAACUCAGAUUAGCAUGAGGGGCCGGAAACUUAAUAUAAUAAACCUCCCAUAUGAUCUCUCCUCAUGACAGAUUUAAGACAGAAGCUCUCCAGACACUCCCUGCCAUCAUGAGUCUUCAAAUACAGCUAUGCCUUUUGUUUCUCAUUCAACAUUUAUGUAGAGUUGAUGCAAAUGUGAAGUUGCAACAGAAAAUCUCAUCGACCAAAUCUAAGGACAAGACAGUCGUUAUUGACUGUCAUUUUCCUUCAGACUGCAUAAGCUACAUUCACUGGUAUCAACUAAAAGAGGGACAAACCUUAAAAAGAAUACUGUAUUCAUCUAUAGCAGAUGGAACCACAUACAAUGAUGUUGGUUUUGAAUCGUUUAAAGUAGAUAAGAAACAAGAAAAUCUGGCUCUGAAAAUACCUGAACUAAAAAAAGAGCAUUCAGCAAUGUAUUACUGUGCUUGCUGGGUCUCAGGCCGCACAGCAAAAGUCUUCGGUUCGGGUACAAGACUAUAUGUGACAGACCCAGGGAAAGACAAUGUCAAGUCACCAACUCUAACAGCAUACCUACCAACAAAAAAACAAAGUGGCAAACAGACAAGGCUAUGCCAGGCCACUGACAUGUUUCCAGACUUGGUGAAAUUCACCUGGAAAAAGAAGAGCAAGACUGGAGAGUGGACGGAUGUAUCGGAGGACAAUGUUGUGGAGCAGAGGAAUGAAAAUCCAGUCAUCGUGACAAGUAUAUUGAUAGAUCAAAACACGGCUGAAGACGACCUCUAUCAAUGCACUCUUGCCCAUGAAGGAAGCAAGGCACCCGAAAGUAAAAUACUGGAUAACGUUAACGAAGACCCAGCAGAGAAAUCUGAUGAUGCCAUUGAGAACCCAACAUGCCCACCCGACAAUGAGAUCUUAGCAAAUCAGAUAUCAGGCUCUUCAGACCAAAUACCCAGUCUGUACCUGUUUGUCUAUGCGUAUGGUGUCAUGCUCAUGAAGAACGGAGUAUAUUUUUGUGCUGUCCUUAUCUUUCUAUUGAAGAGAAAAGUUGGAAAGAAAGAAGAAAUCUCUUAGAGAUUAAAGGCAUAAGAUAAACAUCAAGCAAACAAAGGUUUAUCAUAUAGAGUACGUUUAGCUAAUUUCUAAAGAUGCAUGUCUGCAACUAUAUUCUCUCUGAUUAAAUGUAUUGCUUUUAAAUGUAUUUGUUGUAGAUCAGCUUUUAUUUUUGCAUCUUUGAAAUGCAAUAUUUUGAUUUUUAAAAGUGCAUAAUAUACCAACAUUUUACAUGUUUUGUUUUCCCAUCAUAAUCUGUUUUUGUGGCAUUCUCUGAAUUUGUUCAAUAAAAUAUGACAAAACUUA
Messenger RNA from Rhinichthys klamathensis goyatoka, 1513 nucleotides. Its product is annotated as M1-specific T cell receptor beta chain-like. The transcript is spliced from 6 exons. Lineage: Eukaryota; Metazoa; Chordata; Actinopteri; Cypriniformes; Leuciscidae. The record is from RefSeq and is a predicted model, not a curated record. The coding region runs from base 227 to 1228 and encodes 333 amino acids.